Molecule: messenger RNA, 4559 nt
Organism: Hemiscyllium ocellatum (epaulette shark)
Lineage: Eukaryota; Metazoa; Chordata; Chondrichthyes; Orectolobiformes; Hemiscylliidae
Product: gastrula zinc finger protein XlCGF17.1-like
Exons: 4
Coding region: 789-1775 (328 amino acids)
Biological process (GO): regulation of transcription by RNA polymerase II
Molecular function (GO): RNA polymerase II cis-regulatory region sequence-specific DNA binding; DNA-binding transcription factor activity
Source: RefSeq, a predicted model, not a curated record
ACCGGGGGGCAGUGCCACCGUGAUUGACGACAGGAGGUGGAUGCGGAAAAGCAGGAGUUACAGCGGACACCGGAAGGAAAAUCGAGUCAAUUCGGCCUGUGUGGUUCUAUGAACAUUCGGCGUGGGUCGCAAGAUCCAAAUUAGAAACUCCCGGUCACGCGUUUGCAGCAAACGGGAACGGGCUGCUGGUCUCAGGAUAUUCAUUUGCAAAAUGGGAUCUCCAAGCAAGAUCUGUCAGCGCACUCACUGGGAUGUGAAUGUCAUUGGCAUUUAACUGUGGAAGGAAAAAAAAGGUCCUGACAAAUCUUUGUCAAUCCUGAACUUGCUGAAGUCCAUCUUGAGUCUGAAGGGCUAUAAAGGGAUGAACUGAAAGAUGAGGUGCUGCUCCCUGAGUUGCUGUUCAGGUGCUUUGGAACAUUAAAAGAGUCUGAAGUCUGUGUAAGGUGUGAGCAGAUAAUGAAAAUGACCAGGCUUCACUUUGAGUACUCCGUGGCUCAAUAAGAGUGCUUUGGAUUUGGAUGACAACAGACAGGGAGGCGAGACAGGGAGAAGGCGUAACUGAAAGAUCGAGUGCGGUGCUCAAGCUCAGUUUGGGCCAUUCAGAAAGUGAUACAGUCCCAAUGGAAAGAUCCAAUUGGUUGAUGACAAUUGCAGGCUUCAAAUGAAACCACAUCCGAAUCUGGCAGUCGCUCUGUUUAGCACAACAUAAUUAUCUCAGGAUUUUGAACAUCGAAGGGGAAGAACACACAUCGCCUGUGUGUGGAACAGUCUGUGAAAAUUAAUCUGAGAUGACCAAACAUCGACGCAGUCAUGCUGGGGAGAGACUGUGGAAAUGUGCGGAUUGUGGGAAGGGAUUUCUUUACCCAUCCCAGCUGAAAACUCACCAGCGCAGUCACACUGGAGAGAAGCCAUUCACUUGCUCUGAUUGUGGGAUGGCAUUCACUCAGUCGUCCAGCCUGCAGGUCCACCAGCGAGUCCAUACUGGGGACAGGCCAUUCACCUGCUCAGUGUGUGGGAAAACAUUCACUCAGUCAUCCAGCCUGCGUAUGCAUCAGCGAAUUCACACUGGGGAGAAACCAUUCACUUGCUCUGAUUGUGGGAAGGGGUUCAUUCUCUCGUCCCACCUGCAGAUACACCAGCGGGUUCACACGGGAGAGAGACCAUUUACCUGCUCAGUGUGUGGGAAAGCAUUUGCUCGGUCAUCCAGCUUGCAGAUACACCAACGACUUCACACUGGGGAGAAGCCAUUCAUUUGCUCUGACUGUGGUAAGGGAUUCACUUCAUCGUCCAGUCUACUGAAACACCAGCGAGUUCACACUGGGGAGAGGCCAUUCAUCUGCUCUGUGUGCGGAAAAGGAUUCAGUCGCUCAUCUAAUCUGGUGAUCCACCAGCGAAUUCACACUGGGGAGAAACCAUUCCCCUGUUCUGAGUGUGGGAAGGCAUUCAAUUGCUCAUCUAAUCUGCUGAUACACCAAAGAAUUCACACUGGCGAUAGAAGAUUCUCCUGUUCUGAGUGUGGAAAAGCAUUCAAUUGCUCUUCUAAACUGCUGAUACACCAGCGAGUACAUACUGGAGAAAAGCCAUUCAUCUGCUUGGAUUGUGGGAAAGCAUUUGCUCAGUCAACCAUUCUGCUCAUACACCAGCGAACUCAUGGGAGGGAGAAGCCAUUCACCUGCUCCAGUUGUGGGAAGGGGUUUACUCAAUCGUCCAACCUGCUGAAACACCAGCGAGCUCACAUUGGGGAUAAACAUUCACUCAGUCAACUCACCUGCUGAUUCCACCAGCCUAUGGAGAGACCAUUCACUUGUUCUAUAUGUGGGAAGUGAUUUCGAACUGUUAACAUUCCAGUAAAAUGAGUCUAGCUGGAUCCCAAUCACGUGCUGUGUUUGUGUAAAAGGCUUUGCUGUUUUCUAACACAUCUGCAAAUUCAGAAAGAACUCACACACUAAGUAAUGAACCUUUUUGUCAUUGGCCAUUUAUAUUGAGUUUAUUAAAGUCUUUAAUAUAGUCAUAGAGAUGUACAGCACAGAAAGAGUCCAAGUCGUCCAUGCUGACCAGAGAUCCCAACCCUGUCUAGUCCCACCUGCCAGCACGUGUCCCAUAUCCCUCCAAACCCUUCCUAUUCAUAUACCCAUCCAGAUGCCUUUCAAAUGUUGCAAUUGUACCAGCCUCCACCACUUCCUCUGGCUACCACUCUGUGUGAGAAAGUUGCCUCUCAGGCAUAGGCUUAGAGUAAAGUGACGUCUUUUAAAAACGGAGAUAAGGAGAAACUUAAUCAACCAGAGAGUGGUGAAUCUGUGGAAUUCAUCACCACAGAAGCCUGUGGGGGCCAGGUCAGCGAAUAUACUUAAGACUGAGAGAGAUAUCUUGAGUAUCAAGGGUUAUGGGGAGAAAGCUGGAGAAUGGUGUUGAGAAAUGUAUUAGCCAUGAUCGAGUAGACAUGAUGGGCUGAGUGGCCUAAUUUCUGUUCCUAUUUUUUUUUAUGGUGUUAUCGAACUACAUUUUCUGCAUCUCUGAUCAUUUCAGUUCCUAUUAAUUGCUUCCCUGCUCGCUGAGCUGGAAGGUUCAUUUUUUCAGAUGUCUUAUCACCAUACAUAGUAACAUCUUCAGUCACCCUCAGGAGAAAGAACUGCUGCUUUGUUUAUUUGUUUGGGUUUCUUUGGGUUGGUGAUGUCAUUUCCUGUGGUGAUUUGCACUUAUUUUUCACUGAACAUUAUAGUAUACACAAUACUCCGAGUAGGGACAGGAUGCUCGGCCCAAAUGCACAACACCAUUGUUCCAAUUGCAAUUCAGUCUGGAGAACAUAUAAAUGGAAGUUUAUAGGAGUUUGUACAAUCAUGAGAAUUAAUAGAGCGAUUCAACAAGGCAUUUUUCCCAGGGCUGUACAGAUCAAAACUGAAGGGCACAGAUUUAAGGUGGGAUGGGGAAGAAUUAGAAGGGACCUGAGGGACAACCUAUUCAUGUAAAUGGUGGUGUAGGUGUGGAUUGAACUGUCAGAGGAGGUGGUAGUGAUGUGUAUAGUUACAGGUGCUGCUCAAUGUCCUAACGUAAAACACACCCUAGUGGUCAAUAGAGACCACAGGAGGCUGUGGAGCAUCUAGAAUUGAAAAUACACAGACAUUGAUAAGUGCAUGAGGUCCAUUGUUGGGCAAUUUCCCAUCUCUCACGGCUACCUCAUUCUACGGGCUUCUUUUGUUAGAUAUUUCAUUUACCUGAGGCUUUAAGUUUAGAGUUACUUCGGUGGACUGGAAUUCAGUGACCUGCAGUACAUAUUCCAGGAGAUGACCAACACGUUUCAGAUGUUUAGUUCCUCCAACAAUGUCUUCAUCUACGUGUAGCUCAGAAUACGUUUCUAGACCACCUGAAGAAAAAAAUGCCCUUUGUAAACUGCUGUCACCUCUCUGGAUGCUCCCUUCCCCCUUGUUCUGUACUGGUGGAGUUUUUGUGAGGAUGAGAGCAGGAAAGUUGUUUCUCAUUAAAUUCACACACGCCAAGGUAGUCACUCUUUAAACCAGACCACUGAGCAUUCUAAUACAUUGGCUUCCCUUCCUAAUAAGCAAUUCCUCAGAUUCCUAGUUGUCUUAAAUACAUUUUCUCUCUUCCCUAACACUUCAUUUUUCCCCCAGUUUCUCUUGUUGCAAGAUAAACGCAUGUCCCAAAUUGCCAAAGCACACCACCUCCAGUAAUUAAUCCCCACACGAAAAUCCUCGUGACCCCACAAAUGUCCCCACUCAAAAUAAAUGGCAUUAAGAAUUAAUGACGACCACAAAUCAGUUGUCAGGAAAGGAAAGUCAUCUGAUUCACUAAUGUCCUUUAGUAAAGGAAGCUCUCGCUCUCACUUGGUUCAUUAAAGUCCAAGUGUGGCACCAGACCACAACAAUGUUUUUGACACAUCACUUUAAUGGGAGGCAACAAUGCUCACUAUCGCAUGUGUCAAAUAAAAAAAAAUCUAUUGCUACUUCUCUCUACUCACUCAACAUAUCUAUCUCGCUCUGCUGGUUUCUAAAAGUAUCAUGCAUUUGAAAAGAAGAAGUGGGAAAUUGAGCUUAAGGGUGCUGUUUGCAGCUGAUUUUUGUUAAGUGAUGGUGUUUCAAAUUAAAGUGAGGCUGAGUAUACUGAUAGGAAGAGAACAAGGUUACAAAUCACACAACACCAGCUCAUAGUCCAACGGGUUUAUUUGGAAGUACUAGCUUUCAGAUCACUGUUCCUUCGUCGGGUAGCUUGUGGAGGAGGAUCAUAGGACACAGGAUUUGUAUGAAAAGAUCAGUGUCAUGUAAUGAAAAUAAUAUAUUGAACAAACCUAGAUUGCUGUUAAGUCUUUCAUCUUUUAGAAUGGCUUGCAGGUUUCGAUUCAUUAAUAUGUAUAUCCCAAGAGCUUCUCUUAAGUCACAUUCUUGAGAUAACAUUUUAUUUAAAACAGGUGAUACGUCGGCUCAGAUGUAUUAAAGGUGCGAGGUUAGAGUCUAUCUGUAUCCCAAUCUUGAGUCAGACUGUUACUAUUUCUAAAGUGGGAAUUUAUAAAAUGUUAUAUAGAUUGACUGCCUACAGGUUGUGUACUU